GCCAACAUCCGCGUCGCUGCGGCGCACGCCCUGCCCACCUCCGUCACCGCUAUUCGCCGCCUGUCUGCUGCGCUGAUCACAGGCUGAGGCCCCGGCCGAGAGCUCCUGCGACUGUGUGAGGGGACCGGGUGGGAAAGGAGACUUGGGGGACUUGCGGCUGACGUUUCGCUUGCCGAGAGCCAGCUCCACCUCCCGAGUCCUUCCAAAAGAUAGCCUUGAUGACGCCACCUGAAUAUGUGCCAGCUCAUCUGAUGUUACAUCACCAGGUUAAGAGCUAUGGAGAUCUCCAUGAGGAUUUGGAGGAAAGUCCCAGUAGUUAUUAAAAUCCUGGACUAGAUCUAUUAGGAAAGGUAGAUGGACUAUAAGGCACUUGCUCAGCAAACGGCUCAAGAAAUUUUAGGUUACUAUCAAGAAACAUCAGGCUGGAAAGUGGUUAAAAUUUCAAAAAAAGUAACUGUUUCCAGCAAGGCUUCUAAAAAAUUUCAUGGAAAUCUAUAUCGUGUUGAAGGCAUAUUUCCAGAAUCAACAUGUAAACUAUCUGAUUUCCUCUACAAACCUGAAAAUAGAGUUACAUGGGAUAAAUCAUUGAAAGUGUACAAUAUGGUAGACAAGAUUGAUUCGGACACAUUCAUAUGUCAUACCAUCACACAAAGCUUUGCAAUGGGCUCAAUUUCCCCCCGAGACUUUAUCGACUUAGUGUACUUCAAGCGCUUCCAGGGGAAUAUGAAUGUUAUCAGUUCUAGAAGUGUGGAUUUUCCAGCAUAUCCUCCAUCUUCAAAUUAUAUCCGUGGUUAUAACCAUGCUUGUGGCUAUGUCUGUUCACCUCUGCAAGAGAACCCAGCACAUUCCAAACUAGUGAUGUUUGUCCAGACAGAUAUGAGAGGAAAAUUGUCCCCAUCAAUAACUGAAGCAACCAUGCCUUCCAAUUUAAUAAGCUUCAUCCUCAAUGCAAAAGAUGGAAUAAAGACGUACAAAGCUGCCUCAGGACAUGGACGUCAUCACGGUGGUCAUUCGUCAUUCCUAAAAAAGAAAUGAGGCCAUUUAAAACAAGGCCAUGUGAAAUCGUGUGUGGCAGUUACUGCUUCUAAGUCAAUAUGCAUAAAUACUGCUAAACUAUUCUGGGCAGUACUCUUGUACAAAUUACUGAAGGUACUUUGUGAAAAGAAGACCCCGUAGUUGUAUAAAAGAACAGCAUUAAAUGUAGUUCUUAAUCCCAUAGAUGAAUGAUGUUAAAUAACAAGUGUUCUUAAUGCACUUUUAUCUUUUGCUUUUUUCCGUGGAAAAUUGUUCUGCAGAAGAAUCAAUACGAAAGCAUGUAUGGUCAGGUCAGCAUUAAUUAAAGAUUAAAAUAUAUUUUGAA
This is a messenger RNA of Hipposideros armiger (great roundleaf bat), 1360 nucleotides long. It is a transcript of the gene STARD6, whose product is annotated as StAR related lipid transfer domain containing 6. The transcript has 9 exons. Gene Ontology annotation, molecular function: lipid binding. The record is from RefSeq and is a predicted model, not a curated record. Bases 355 to 1035 code for a protein of 226 amino acids. Lineage: Eukaryota; Metazoa; Chordata; Mammalia; Chiroptera; Hipposideridae.